Messenger RNA from Ictalurus punctatus (channel catfish), 2839 nucleotides. It is a transcript of the gene gpsm2l, whose product is annotated as G protein signaling modulator 2, like. The coding region runs from base 180 to 2132 and encodes 650 amino acids. The transcript has 14 exons. The record is from RefSeq and is a predicted model, not a curated record. Gene Ontology annotation, molecular function: protein binding; GTPase regulator activity. Lineage: Eukaryota; Metazoa; Chordata; Actinopteri; Siluriformes; Ictaluridae.
CCUACUGUCUACUCGAGUUUUUUUGUUUUUUUUUUCAACUCCAAGGCGAAGUAUGGAGAAAACUUUUCGAGAAAACAUGGCGGAGAAGUGAAGACUUGUUUGAACAAGCUGUGGGUUUUGUUUCGGAGUUGUAGGACAUGUUGCCUGUUUGCCGACUCGUCGCUCGCGCAUUUUAAAGGAUGGAGGCCUCUUGUCUGGAGCUGGCGCUGGAGGGAGAGCGUCUGUGUAAGAAUGGUGAUUACCGCGCAGGCGUCUCCUUCUUCGAGUCCGCCAUGCAGGUAGGGACGGAGGACCUGCAGAUCCUCAGCGCCAUCUACAGCCAGCUAGGAAAUGCCUACUUCCACCUGCAGGACUACACUAAAGCACUCGAGUUCCACCGCCAUGACCUUACUCUUACGCGAACGAUUAGAGAUCAGCCGGGCGAGGCCAAAGCUAGCGGGAAUCUCGGAAACACCCUGAAGGUUCUGGGUCGCUAUGACGAGGCGGCGGCUUGUUGCCAGAGACACCUAGAUAUUUCUAGAACGCUCCAUGACAAGGUGGGGCAGGCACGAGCGCUGUAUAAUUAUGGGAAUGUGUACCACGCCAAGGGGAAGAACAUAUGUUGGAGUGGGACAGACCCAGGAGAGCUUCCAGAGGAGGCGCGCGUUGCUUUAAAGAAAGCUACAGAGUACUAUGAAGCGAAUCUGUCCAUCGUGAAAGAGUUGGGGGACCGAGCAGCACAAGGACGGACCUACGGUAACCUGGGCAACACGCAGUACCUGCUGGGGAACUUUCAGAACGCUGUGAUGGCUCACGAACAGCGUCUCCUCAUCGCGAAGGAGUUCGGCGACCGGGCCGCGGAGAGGAGAGCUUACUGUAACUUGGGAAACGCGUACAUCUUCCUGGGCCAGUUCGAGGUGGCAGCUGAAAACUACAAACGCACACUACAGCUGGCUCGGCAGCUGAGGGACCGGGCGGUGGAGGCUCAGGCCUGUUACAGCUUGGGCAACACGUACACACUUCUACAGGACUACGAGAGAGCCAUCGACUACCACCUCAAACACCUCAUCAUCGCUCAGGACCUCAAAGACAGGAUAGGAGAAGGGAGAGCUUGCUGGAGUUUAGGGAACGCCCACACGGCUCUUGGAAACCACGAACAGGCCUUACACUAUGCCGAGAAACAUCUGGAGAUUUCCAAAGAGAUCGGAGACCGUAGCGGAGAGCUGACGGCCAGAAUGAAUGUCUCAGACCUGCAGCUGGUGUUGGGUCUGAAACAGAACCACUCCAUUAGCUACACAGACGGCAGCUACGCGGACAGUAACAGUCCAACAGGAGCGAAACCCAGGUCUGGACGGAGACACAGCAUGGAGAACAUGGAACUCAUGAAACUUAGUCAAGACAAGAGCCCUGGGCCAGUGAGCGAUGAGGAUGUCUCCCCCAAGCAGUCCAAAUCUUCACCCAUAGCCAAAACGUCGUCCAAACUCUUCUUCAUCAAUCGCUUUAAAGGGAAGAAACAGAAAGCUGACGGCGCAAGUCUGACUAAACCGCCACAGAGCCAGAACAGUGCUCCUCGUACGCCCGAGCUGGAUCCCAAGUACGCUCCGGACACUCUGGGAGACGAGGGCUUUUUCGACCUGCUCACUCGCUUUCAGGGAAACCGCAUGGACGACCAGAGGUGCUCCUUACAGGGCGGCGUAAGCCGUGGCUCCUCCCCCUCCCCUUGUGACACCCCACCCAUAGCCGUGAGAAAACCUAUUUCUGUGUCCGAAGAGGCAGCUUCGGCUCAGCCUGGCCACUUCCUGGACUUGCUGGCCAGCUCACAAGGCCGGCGACUGGACGAGCAGCGGGCGAGCAUGGGGACGCUGCCGGGUUUAGUGCUGGACCAAAACAACAGAGAUGCCAUGCUGAGCCAGCUCAUAGCCAGCGCUGAGAGCAAGGAGCCAGACGAUGACUUCUUCGACAUUCUCAUUAAGUGCCAGGGUUCCCGACUUGACGACCAGAGGUGUGCUCCUCCGCCUCCCCCGUCGCGAGGCCCCACAGUGCCGGAUGAAGACUUCUUCAGCCUCAUCCUGCGCUCGCAGGCCAAACGCAUGGACGAGCAGCGCGUCAAUCUGCCCUCUGACCCUGGACCCACGCCACUAAACCCUGACUGAAGCCACAUGCCAGCGCAAGCACCAUAACACAGACUUCAGAGACUUGUGAAGUCACCCAGGUCUUCCCAACCAACAGAAAGAGUCCCGUUCAUCUCCAGCAAAAGACAAACAAACAAAACUGGAAUCUGUAAAUCAUCUCAAUUGUUGGAGUUGUGGCAUCUGGGUGAAUUCUCACUUAUAUAAACAUGAAGGAGUGUUUAAGGACAUCUCGGUACGGCUGCAGGUCAGUACGUCAUCGGGCCGUUUCUACACCGCGAACGGUGAACGCAGCUGGUUUUAGUUUUAGCACUAAUUUCGCGUAGCUGUACUGCACCAGUGGGAAAUGUUCUUUCUUUCAUACAAGCUGUAUUCAGGAUCAGAGCGAAGCCGACGAUGUCUCGUCCUCAGGGUUCCGAUAUUAUACACUGCCUCCGAUCUCAUGUUCGUAUCCCGAUGGGUUCCUGGCUCUUCCAAACUUCUGUGGCGGAGGGGAAAUGACAUCAUACUACAUUUCCUCCCCCAUUAUUAUUAUUAUUAUAUUUCAUAAGUCUGUAUAAAGCUUCAAAACUUAAUAUUUGUGGAGGUUUUUUAAUUGUUCUAGAAAAACAGGUACUUGAAAAGACAUUUUUUGUCUUUAUAAACUUUGGUGAGAAAUGAAUUGAUAUGUUGUCUGUUUUUACAUCACAUUUUAUGUCACACCGGUAAUAAAAACUGAACUUUAAUCAAGA